UAGACGUUAAGUAUUGUAUUGUGGCUUUUGCACACUUUUUUUAAUUUGCAGCAUGAUAUGUUAAUGAAUUUUUUGCAGGUCUUACUACUGGAUCAUCCAAGAAAGCGUAUUCGUGAUACAGCUAAAUAUAAACCAUUUCAAGAGAAAGUAAAGGUAAUCAGCGCAUGGUUACAAAACAUAUAGUCCAAUUUAGCAAAAUUUGGUUUCAUCUGAUCUUACCUACAGUAGUUUCAGGGUAGAAAACUAGCAACAAUGGUGUCAUUCGUACUGGAAAAUCCCUAAUUGGUGGGGAGAAAAUGCAGUGAGCAUAUAUGAAGAAUGCUAUAAAGAACCCAUAUCUGACUUCCACUAUCGCUACCGUUACCAUUAACCAAGCAUUUAUUCUAUCCGAUUAACCAAUCAAAUGCGUGAUAAACCUGUGAGGGGUAGCGGUAGUGAUAGUAGAAAACAAAUGUGAACCUCACUGAUGCAUGGAUGAGAAUGAAAGAAAUGAUCAGUAACAUAACAUCGCUCUAUGUCAGAAAUUGUGUUGCAAGUUGCAUAAAAAAAUGCUACGUUAAGAUGGUCUAACAUACUUUUUAUAUUUGAAGACGGAGCGUCCAUCGUUGAAGAAACUUGCGAAAGAAAUCUUGUCUCUGUCAAUUCAAGCCGGUGAACAUUCUUCGGUAAGCACAUACACACCUAACAAUUAAUCACAACAGAAAAUAUAUGUCAUUAAUGAGUUGGCAAUGAAUUCGUCCAUAAACAACAUAUCUAAAAUCCAUGAAUUCUGCUGGGUCGACUGGCACGUUUUAAUUGUUUCAAUUUCUUUAAAGGUAGAAGAUGCGCGUGCUGCCAUGAAGCUGUACUUUACACAUCGCAGAGAGUGGGAGAAAUAUAUAAAAAAAAUAGAUUUCAGAAGACUAAAAUUAAACCUGAUAAGAGCAGUUGACAUACAGAUGGUUAACCUAGAAUGACAUGCAUGCGUUAUUCAAAUUGACGGAGUAAAUCAAGAUUUAAGACCAAUGCUAUCCGCCGCUGGCAGACGUGUUUCUCUACACUCGUUGACAUUGUAGAAAAUAUAGUUAAACAAAAGUGUAACUGGACUCGAACACUAACUUAAAAGAAAGUGACCGCAAUAUCGUUGGUUCCAAUGUAGUUAGCGAAGAAUACAACCUGAGAACUUGUUUUGAUGAUGCAACUAUUUCCAAAAAUUUCCAGACGAAGGGACUUUGUUUGAAACGUCAAAGCUAUUUUUGUAUUUUUCAAGUAGUUGUAUCGUCUACACAGGAGUUCGUAAAAUAUUCUUCCUGUUUGUUCGUUCUCGUGCAAUACACCCUUUCAAUAAUUAUAUCACAAGUACGUCCUUGGCUUAGGAGCCUCGCUCUCAUGAAUAAAGACAAAAUUCCAUUUGUUCAUGAUUCAUGCAUGGGAACGAAACUCAGACCAAGCAGGGAUUUGUGACGCAAUUAUCGACCGGGUGUUGUUUAAAUGAUUUGGGGUAACAUUCCAUGACGUUUUAGUCACUAUCAUUGACUUCAAUUUUGAAUACGUAUUCAUCCACUUAACUGGAUAAAGUCAAAUACAUAUACAGUAAC
Molecule: messenger RNA, 1577 nt
Organism: Paramuricea clavata
Lineage: Eukaryota; Metazoa; Cnidaria; Anthozoa; Malacalcyonacea; Plexauridae
Source: the annotation of a GenBank genome assembly